Brassica napus (rape) is the source of this 590-nucleotide messenger RNA. Its product is annotated as putative clathrin assembly protein At4g02650. Bases 56 to 430 code for a protein of 124 amino acids. Lineage: Eukaryota; Viridiplantae; Streptophyta; Magnoliopsida; Brassicales; Brassicaceae. The transcript is spliced from 2 exons. The record is from RefSeq and is a predicted model, not a curated record.
GUCGGCACAAAAGAGUGAGCUUGGAGGUGGAUUUGAUCAUUUGUUGCUUGAUGGAAUGUAUCAGUACGGUGCGGUUAAUGCGGCGGUUAAUGCUUAUGGAAGUAGUGGGAGUGCGAGUAGCGUUGCGUUUGGUUCUGCAGGAAGACCAGCAGCCUCAAUGUUGGCACUGCCCGCGCCGCCACCAACGUCCAACGGAAACGGAGGCAGGAGUCUGGUGACCAUGGACCCGUUCGCGGCGUCUCUAGAGGUGGUUCCACCGUCGUACGUGCAGAUGAGUGAUAUGGAGAAAAAACAAAGAUUGGUAAUGGAAGAACAAAUGAUGUGGGAUCAAUACAACAGAAAUGGAAGACUAGGUCACAUGCAAAACCAACAACAACAUUUUCAUGUUCCAUACUCCAUGGGACCUUAUUCUUACACACCUCACUACUGAUUUUUUUUGUUUCUUGAAAAAAAAAACGCCAUGUUUGAUCAGAUUGUCUUGUCUGAUGUAAAUUGCAACUCUUCUAAUUAUUUUGAAUUCUGAUAUCAAAAUAGCAUACUUUGUAUCAAAACUAAGAGUUGACAAAAAUAUUUAAAAAAGAAAAUAUAUA